This is a messenger RNA of Prosopis cineraria, 1906 nucleotides long. RefSeq lists its product as uncharacterized. Gene Ontology annotation, biological process: transmembrane transport. Bases 410 to 1441 code for a protein of 343 amino acids. Lineage: Eukaryota; Viridiplantae; Streptophyta; Magnoliopsida; Fabales; Fabaceae. The record is from RefSeq and is a predicted model, not a curated record. The transcript is spliced from 8 exons.
CCGCGGAAUCCCAUGCUCUGCCUCUGCGCCUGGGGAAACUCUCCUUCUAGGGUCAAUCUCACCCUCAGCUCCUUAUCAAUCAAUCAACUCCAGAGAAUCACCUUUCAUUCUUGCGACUGAAAAGUGUUUGACGCUACCCAACGUCUGCCUCGCUCACACCACCCGAGACGCAUACGACGACGUUUCACCCUUCCUCGUAGUCUCAUCCUCUGGUUCUUUUAUGACUUCGCUUUUCUCUUUGUCCGGACAUAUUUUCACCUUUCACAGGCAAGCAUUGAACCGCAGAAACAAGGAUGACAAAGAGAUCCCCAUAAUUGUGCUGGUGCUCGUCUACCGCGGCUCUUUGCUGUCUCAGGAUAAGUUGGUGAUGGGAGAUUAGGAGGUGUAGGAAAAGAGAACAGAAACUGGUAUGCAAACGGAGGCUAGGGUUGGUGCGGUGGUAGAAGGGGGCCAAAGAGGUACCAAUCCGAGUCACGCGGGUGUUGUCGUCGAUGGGGCGGUUAGGAAGUUGGCGUGGCAGCGGCAGCGGCAGUCUCAGAUUGGCCCUAUUUCGCAGCUUCUUGCUGGCGGCGUUGCAGGCGCUCUCAGCAAGACAUGCACCGCGCCCCUUGCUCGACUAACCAUACUCUUUCAGGUUCAGGGUAUGCACUCCAGUGUUGCAACUUUGAGAAAAGCCAGUAUAUGGCAUGAGGCUUCAAGCAUUGUCAAUGAAGAGGGAUUUAGGGCCUUCUGGAAAGGAAAUCUGGUUACAAUUGCUCACCGUCUACCCUAUUCCUCAGUAAACUUUUAUGUAUAUGAGCACUACAAGAAGUUACUAAAGACGCUGCCAGGACUCAAAAUUGAGAAGGAUAAUAUCAGUGCGGACCUUUGUAUCCAUUUUGUAGGUGGUGGCCUGGCAGGAAUAAGUGCUGCUACGGCUACGUAUCCAUUGGAUCUUGUGAGAACGCGUCUUGCUGCUCAGACAAAAGUUAUCUACUAUCGAGGGGUUUGGCAUGCUUUACAAACUAUUAGCCAUGAAGAGGGAAUUCUGGGCCUUUAUAAGGGACUUGGAGCUACGCUUUUGGGUGUAGGGCCCAAUAUUGCAAUCAGCUUCACUGUGUAUGAAACAUUGAGAUCUUUAUGGCAGUCAAAUAGGUCCAAUGAUUCAAGUGUCCUUGUCAGUCUGGCCUGUGGCAGCCGUUCAGGCAUUGCGUCGUCAACAGCGACUUUCCCUUUGGAUCUUGUGAGGCGAAGGAAGCAGUUGGAGGGGGCUGGUGGGCGAGCCCGUGUGUAUAAAACGGGCCUCUUUGGGGUAUUUAGUCACAUCAUCCGGCAAGAAGGCGUGUGGGGUCUAUACAGAGGAAUUUUGCCUGAAUAUUAUAAGGUGGUGCCUGGUGUAGGUAUCUGUUUCAUGACCUACGAGGCGCUCAAGAUGCUUUUGGCGGACAUUGCUUCCACUUAAAAAGUACAUUCAUGUUCGAGAAUUGAAGGAAGCUUAAUUUUGAUUUAUGAUUUCUCAUGGUAAACUGUGCGAUGCUGCUGUGGGAAAUACACUUUUACACUGUACAGAGACGAUUCUUUAUUACUUCUUCAAGCUGACGCAACAUUAAAGAUUACACUCUUAUCGAUUCCAGGCAUGCUCAUUUUUUCUCAAAGUUUCUUCUCCCUUCCGGUGGCCCCGGUGGCCCCAAUGAAAAAAUUAUAUUGCAACCAUUAAUCUGCAGCUUUUCAUAUGUUCUCGCGUUGGCAUCCUCUGAGAAAUUGGUAGGAUAUUGUCUACAAGGAAACUUAGUGAUAUUGUUUUAGUCGAUAGAAUAAUUUGAAAGAGGAACAUUUGUGCAGAAUACUGCAGACUCAGUUGUAUAAUAUCUCACUGAUACGCUUAUCAUGUGAUUUAUUCAAUUGUCUUGAAGUGCAGUUUUCCUCA